Colletotrichum orchidophilum is the source of this 330-nucleotide messenger RNA. RefSeq lists its product as uncharacterized. The transcript has a single exon. Bases 1 to 330 code for a protein of 109 amino acids. The record is from RefSeq and is a predicted model, not a curated record. Lineage: Eukaryota; Fungi; Ascomycota; Sordariomycetes; Glomerellales; Glomerellaceae.
AUGACGGGGGCGGGGGAGGUCCAGGUGGCGGGGGAGGAGGAGGAGGAGACGGAGGCGGCGGCGGUGGAGGCCCUGGGGAGGGAGGUAUUGGCGGAGGAGGCGGCCCCUCGGGGGGAGGAGGCGGUGGUGGCGAUGGCGGCGGAGGUCCUUCUGGUGGAGGAAGCUGAGGAGGUGAAGGUGGAAGAGGCCCCUCUGGCGGCGGCGGAGGUGGGGGUGAACGAGGCGGUCCUUGAGGAGGGGCCGGAGGUACUUGUCGUCCUUGAUAUUGAUGACCAAGGUCGAGGUUCAAUCUCGGCGGUGGAGAUUUCCUUCGAAUCAACGAAAAAAUAG